GGCGUCCGCUGGCCAAAAAAAAAAAACACUCGCAAACUUUGUUAUGGCUUCUGCGUCUGCCACCGGCACCGACCGGCGGGGAAAGUUGAGUUUAAAACGAAAGAGAAAUGCUGAAAACUGUGUGGAGGACGAUGACUUUGUUGCAGAUUCAAACCAGACAAAGAGGAGACCAGAUGGAGGUGGCAGAAAAACGGAUAGGCCUAGAUUUUCAAAAGGCCAGUCUGCUGAUGAGAAGAGCAAAUCCUCCCUGAAAGUGAAAGCAAGACUUCCCCGCUAUGAUAGCGACUCAGCCACUCCAUCAUGUCCUUCUGUCCGGUUAGUCCGCAAUCAGGCUAGUCUCGGCUCAAGCCAACUGACUUCUAGUCUUGGUCAAUCCACUCUGCCGGACUUACCAGGCUGGUAUGGUUUGAAGGUGAAGGAAGAGGAACUCCAGGUGACGGGAACAGAAGUCAUCAAGGUCGGUGGUGUCUCAGUUAAAUGGCGCCCUCUACCAGCAUACUGCCGCAUGUGCCUAGUCAGGAGCAAACAGAAGAGGGCAGCAGAGAGCCGAGAUCGCUUACGCGCAUUUGCAGGAGCAAGCCCCAACAUCAAACGUGAAAGCUGCGCACGGAAUGCCGAACUUGUUCCUGAUCAGCUAAUCCCUGGUGACAUUAAGAGUGAACCACUUCAGAGAUCUACGGAUCCGAGGAAUGGAGCUAUGUCUGAAGAUUCAAACCGUGAAAUUGAUGUCAAGAGUGAAAUUUUGAAACAGAAAUCUGCCCGAACAGUUAAUUCUGAAGCUGGAAAUUUGUCAAAACCUCAGCUUAAUCACGCAAUAAAAAUUGAGAGAAAACUUCAUCAGAAUGUGCCUGUGAAACCGCAGAAUGGUAGUUCAUGUCAUUCCAAGCAAAGUACAAAUCCCCUAGAUGACAGGAAGCCGCAAUCCCUUCACAGGAAGGCACUGAGCUUGUCUGCCACCAAAAGGAAAGGGCAGAAGUUAAGACUUUCUGGAGAACUCAAGGUACCAUCGUUAAAGAAUGAGAAUGGUUUGCCAAGACUUGCUCAAACAGAGUCUGGUUUACAUGCUAAGGUUGGGAAGCUUGAGCCUAGACAAAUGGCUUUUUCCAAUACUAGGACAUUCCCAAAGGAUGCUCAACAUUCUUCUCCAAGUACUCAAGCAAUUGGCCUUGGAGGACUCCCCAAAGUUGUUCCCAUCAGUUCUGAGGAGAGUGUUGAAGUUUUGGCGAAAAUCAGGAGCAAUCUACAGCAUAGAAUCUCUGUGAAGAAGGUUCUGUCUGCAUCAAGACGAGAUGGUACAUGCGGUGCUUUGGCAAGGUCUGAUCCUUCAAACCGGCAGUCGGUCAACCCCGAUGCCUUGUCAAAGAGCUCUCUGACGCCAACGCAUACAAACUCGGUAGCCGCUUUACCGACAAGAUUCGCCCAAGAAAACCUGGAUUCGUCUGAAGUCAUUGUUCUAGACAGUGAUGACGAAGUAGAAACCACGUCAUCCUCCCCAUUGACAGGUUUUAAACGAAAACUGUCAAGAUCUUCCAGUGACACCGACAAAAGAUUUUGCAAGAAGCCAAAGUUGAUAAAGGUUUCAGGUACAGGUGCUUCUGGAAGCCUUGCAACCAGGUUAAUAUCCAGACCUAAAUCCCCUGUCCCUAAACACUGUGAUGGACAAGUCAAACCCGGGUUUAGCAAGACUGCGCAGACCAGAUUGGAUGGCAUGCUAGUCAGGACAAGUCCAGGGCACACCAAGGUGCAGCCUUCCACUCCCUCAAGGAACUCUCAGGAAUCUUCCCUUGGGAAACCAAUUACUGCCUAUCUAAGUUCCUCUGAGCAUCCAAAGCAAGCCUCAUCAAAUAAUCAUGUCUGUAAACAAGGUUCAUUGACGCAAACAAAACAUUUAAGUGCUGCGUCUUCAAACUCAAGUGCCAAGAAAAGUGCUUGGAACACGUCCACAAACGUAAAGCCACUGUUUAAGAAGCAAAGAUCUGGACAACUCAAUUCAGUACAAGUGCAAAAUACUGAACAAGUCUUGACAAAAGUCCAGGCAGACUCUUUUACAGGUAGCAGCAGCUAUACAAAUAAUGAAAGUCAGAAGAAACUUAACUUUGCAACCGCGAAGGGCAUGGACAAUUCCAGAAAAACUCUACACAAAGGAGCUGCUGGAACUUUAAACGAAUCACCACAAGGAAAAAUGACUGGCUUCACUCUUCCAGCUACCAACACCAAUCCUGGUCAGAACCCACUGUCCAAACAACCGAGGAAUCAGUCUGUAUUCAGGUCAAACCAGGUUGUUGGGCCUCUUGGAAAACCCGAGGAAAAGCCAUCAACAUCUACUGGUAGCGCUAAAAAUGCAAACAUUCGCUUACACCCAGAAUUCCAGACAGCUAGGAACAUCCGGACUGAUCGGGAUAUUAACCUCAAACGGGAUAAACAACCAAAUACUUUGGGGGAUAACCAGACUACCCAGGGCUUGCAUGGAAGAAGCCACCCCAAACAAGAUACUAAUCACAGAAAUAUGCCAAAAGGCGUAAAUCGGGAUAUAUAUGUAAGUCCCCAUAUGGACCAGCACACCAAUCAGUCUGUAUUCAGGUCAAACCAGGUUGUUGGGCCUCUUGGAAAACCUGAGGAAAAGCCAUCAACAUCUACCGGUAGCCCCAAAAAAGCAAACACUCGCUUGUACUCAGGAUUCCAGACGGCUAGAGACAUCCGGACCAAUUGGAAUAUUACCCCCAAACGGGAUAGUCAACCAAAUACUUUGUGGGAUAACCAGAUUGCCAAGGGCUUGUAUGGAAGAAGCUACCCCUAUCAAGGAACCUCAGACUCUGGUGCCAUCCUGAGCUGUCCUUUAUGUGGUCUGCAGUUCCCCAAAAGAUUGACUCCUGAGGAACGAGACGAACAUAUAGCACUGUGCCUCUCAGUAAGCUCUGAGGAUGUCUUAUGGUAGAACAACCAACUCACACCAACAGCCAACAGCUCCAAAAAGUGGAAUGUGGACACAGCACCUCAAACGUCCAAGUCUUCAUAAAGGGUGUCCCUUUUUAUUUCUAAGGUUCUCAUAUUUUUUUGGUCUCUGAAGUAGGGUUGGUCGGUCAGCAAACAAUUGCAGUUACAUGUACACCCAUAUAGAUGCUGAAUUAAAUGAUGCCAAGUGCUUGUUUUGUUUAUUGCAAUGAGAUUAUCAUGAGUUGAUAUCACCGAACAAAAUAAUAAAGCCAUCUUUGGCA
This is a messenger RNA of Patiria miniata (bat star), 3215 nucleotides long. RefSeq lists its product as uncharacterized. NCBI's taxonomy places the organism in Eukaryota, Metazoa, Echinodermata, Asteroidea, Valvatida, Asterinidae. Bases 44 to 2935 code for a protein of 963 amino acids. The transcript has 5 exons. The record is from RefSeq and is a predicted model, not a curated record. Gene Ontology annotation, molecular function: ubiquitin binding.